AUUAUUGAAAAAGAAGAGUAAUUACCAAAGUAGGUCCCACGGGCCACAGGAGGGCCGGCCCAUUCGAAUGACUCACGCCGUAUGGCCAUCUCACCAACCCCCGACCGGUCGGCGGCCGGUCCAACCACUUCUUAAGCUAGCACCACCGGUUCAACCGGAUACCUCCUCCCAUAUAUACCCCUCGUUCUCUCCACCCAAAGACUCAGGUAAAGCAACUGCGAUCCAAAGGAAUCCAAAGCAAGUGAGAGAAGAAAAAAGAAGAAGUAAUCAAGAAGUUCUUCAAUUCGCAGCAAUGGCAGCCAAGGGAGAAACAGAACAAAACCAGAACCUUAGGCACCAAGAGGUCGGACACAAGAGCCUUUUACAGAGCGAUGCUCUCUAUCAGUAUAUACUUGAGACCAGUGUGUACCCGAGAGAGCCGGAAUCGAUGAAAGAACUGAGAGAGGUGACUGCCAAGCAUCCAUGGAACCUCAUGACUACCUCUGCCGAUGAAGGGCAGUUCUUGAACUUGCUUCUGAAGCUGAUCAACGCCAAGAACACCAUGGAAAUCGGUGUCUAUACUGGUUACUCUCUUCUUGCUACUGCCCUUGCUAUCCCUGAUGAUGGAAAGAUUUUGGCAAUGGACAUUAACCGAGAAAACUACGAAAUUGGUCUCCCCAUAAUUGAAAAGGCCGGCCUCGCCCACAAAAUCGAUUUCAGAGAAGGCCCUGCUCUUCCUGCUCUCGAUCAAAUGAUUGAAGAUGGGAAGUACCACGGGACGUUUGAUUUCAUCUUCGUGGACGCGGACAAGGACAACUAUUUAAAUUACCACAAGAGGCUGAUCGAUCUGGUGAAGGUCGGGGGGCUGAUCGGAUACGACAACACCCUGUGGAACGGAUCCGUGGUGGCCCCGCCCGACGCUCCGAUGAGGAAGUACGUCAGGUACUACAGGGACUUCGUGCUGGAGCUCAACAAAGCCCUCGCCGUGGAUCCCCGCAUCGAGAUCUGCAUGCUCCCCGUCGGCGAUGGGAUCACCCUGUGCCGUCGCGUCAGCUGAUUCUGCCCCAAGUUGGAGUUACAAAAAUUCUCUCCUGCGUUUCUUUCUCUUGUUUACUACUAUUUGUGAUGAACGUUGUGCUUUUGUAUUUCUAUUGGACGGUGGAGAACUGUGAUAGUUCACAUUGGACGCUUCUGAUUUGUUCUCAUGUACCUUACGAAUAUAAUCGUCCGCAGAGGUGACCCAUUUGUCUCUAA
Messenger RNA from Rhododendron vialii, 1233 nucleotides. RefSeq names its product caffeoyl-CoA O-methyltransferase. The coding region runs from base 68 to 1036 and encodes 322 amino acids. Gene Ontology annotation, molecular function: S-adenosylmethionine-dependent methyltransferase activity; O-methyltransferase activity. Lineage: Eukaryota; Viridiplantae; Streptophyta; Magnoliopsida; Ericales; Ericaceae. The transcript has 5 exons. The record is from RefSeq and is a predicted model, not a curated record.